AUGGCAUACUUUCCACUCGUCAUGGCCGGUUGGCUAGUGCAUAGCAUUUCAUGCUUUUAUCUUAUUCGUACGAUUCGUCAUGCUCUGAUUCGAACCAUUUUGACACUAGCACCUUGCAUACUACUUACUCAUAUUGGUUGUCAAGAUCUUACUAAGAUUCAUUUCUUUUCUAUCCUUACAGUCUCACUCUAUUGGAUGAUGUCAAUUCGUUUGAUUCACUUGACUGUUCUUUCACCAAAUAAACUUAUGACAUUUCAUUCAUUUGUCUUUCAAAUUCUAUGGAAUAUAUUUCCGAUCGUAUCAUCUAAAUCGAUCGAAAACCAGUGGCCCAUUAUUGUUGAUUUUAUAUCGGUUAUCAUGAAAGUAACAGUAAAUCAUUGGCUAUAUGAAUGGUUACUUUCCUGUGAACCCAAUGAUAGCUAUGCAAGAAUCAGUAUGUUUUAUUUCGCACUUUUGACAACUUCAUAUAUGACCGACAUGCAAACUGGCUUUAUUCGACUCAUUACUCGAGAUGAAUAUACACUUGAACCGUUCACCAAUUUUCCAUUAUUCUCUCGAUCAUUGCGUGACUUUUGGGGUCGACGAUAUAAUCGACUAGUCGGUACUGUGCUAAAAGAAUCCCUCUUUCAACCUCUUAAUUUAUAUAUAUCUUCACGGGAGAUCAUGACUCUAAUAACGUUUAUUGUCAGCGGUCUUCUUCAUGUUCACAUUGUUAUUGUCGUAUUCAAUGAUGUUUCGUCAGCUUUAUCAACAUUUGCAUUUUUUAUUGUAAAUGGUAUUGCUUGCGGCAUAGAAGCGUAUAUGAAGAUUCAAUUACCGCAACCUCUCGGAUCAUUGGUCACACAUCUCUUCCUUCUGCUAACAGCGCCAAUGUGUAUCGGAAUCUACACACGAGAAGCUGCAUAUUUUCCUGUGAAUGUUCCACCAUUAUAUGACAACAAAUGGAUUCCAAAAUUUUCUAUACCAAGUGUUUGUCCCAAAUGA
This is a messenger RNA of Rotaria socialis, 984 nucleotides long. Lineage: Eukaryota; Metazoa; Rotifera; Eurotatoria; Philodinida; Philodinidae. The record is from the annotation of a GenBank genome assembly.